UCUCCCAACGCCGCCAAGGAAAUGGCUACCGCAGAAGUACUGAAGAUUGGCAAGAAACUCUAUGAGGGUAAAACAAAAGAAGUCUAUGAACUGUUGGAUAGCCCUGGAAAAGUCCUCUUGCAGUCUAAAGACCAGAUUACUGCAGGCAACGCAGCUAGAAAAAAUCACUUGGAAGGAAAAGCUGCAAUCUCAAACAAAAUUACCAGCUGUAUCUUCGAGGUGUUACAGGAAGCAGGUAUCAAAACUGCUUUCACCAAAAAAUGUGGUGAGACAGCUUUUAUUGCACCUCAGUGUGAAAUGAUUCCAAUUGAAUGGGUAUGUAGAAGAAUUGCAACUGGUUCUUUUCUCAAAAGAAAUCCUGGUGUCAAAGAAGGAUACAAGUUCUACCCACCUAAAGUGGAGUUGUUUUUCAAGGAUGAUGCCAACAAUGAUCCACAGUGGUCUGAAGAACAGCUUAUUGCUGCAAAAUGGUGCUUUGCUGGACUUAGCAUAGGUCAGACUGAAGUGGAUAUCAUGAGUCAUUCCACACAGGCUAUUUUUGAAAUACUGGAAAAGUCCUGGUUACCUCAGAACUGUACACUGGUUGACAUGAAGAUUGAAUUUGGUGUUGAUGUAACUACAAAAGAAAUUGUACUUGCCGAUGUUAUUGAUAAUGAUUCCUGGAGACUCUGGCCAUCUGGUGAUCGAGCCCAACAGAAAGACAAACAGUCAUACCGAGACCUUAAAGAAGUGACUCCUGAAGGCCUUCAGAUGGUGAAGAGAAACUUUGAAUGGGUUGCAGAAAGAGUGGAGUUACUUCAGAAAGUAGAAAGUUCGUGCAGAGUUGUGGUGUUGAUGGGCUCUACUUCUGACCUUGGUCAUUGUGAAAAAAUUAAGAAGGCUUGUGGAAACUAUGGAAUUCCCUGUGAACUCCGAGUAACAUCUGCCCAUAAAGGGCCAGAUGAAACUCUAAAGAUUAAAGCUGAGUACGAAGGAGAUGGUGUUCCUACUGUAUUUGUAGCUGUAGCUGGCAGGAGCAAUGGUUUGGGACCUGUGAUGUCUGGUAACACUGCAUAUCCAGUAGUCAACUGUCCUCCGCUUACACCUGAUUGGGGGGCGCAGGAUGUAUGGUCCUCACUUCGAAUGCCUAGUGGUCUUGGCUGUUCAACUAUACUUUCACCAGAGGGAGCAGCUCAAUUUGCAGCCCAGAUAUUUGGAUUAAAUAACCAUUUGGUAUGGGCUAAACUUCGAGGAAGCAUAUUAAACACCUGGAUUUCCUUGAAGCAAGCAGAUAAGAAAAUCAGAGAAUGCAGUUUAUAAGAAAAAUGCAAUGCAUUUUAAAGAGUGGAAAACAAAAAAAUAUUCUAAUUUAGCUACAAAGAAUAUUACAGAUCAGGCGAGAGAAAAGAUGAUUCUAAACUAAUCAUAGAAAAAUACUAAUAAAAUUUCUUACUUGGU
This is a messenger RNA of Gracilinanus agilis (Agile Gracile Mouse Opossum), 1437 nucleotides long. Its product is annotated as multifunctional protein ADE2. The transcript has a single exon. Lineage: Eukaryota; Metazoa; Chordata; Mammalia; Didelphimorphia; Didelphidae. Gene Ontology annotation, molecular function: phosphoribosylaminoimidazolesuccinocarboxamide synthase activity. Gene Ontology annotation, biological process: 'de novo' IMP biosynthetic process. The record is from RefSeq and is a predicted model, not a curated record. Bases 22 to 1299 code for a protein of 425 amino acids.